Messenger RNA from Pocillopora meandrina, 9863 nucleotides. NCBI's taxonomy places the organism in Eukaryota, Metazoa, Cnidaria, Anthozoa, Scleractinia, Pocilloporidae. The record is from the annotation of a GenBank genome assembly.
AUGACGAUCAAGACUGAAAGAGUUCAAGACUUGCCCAUUAUAAGGUUUGGUUUUCGCUUCUUAAUCAACAAACAAUUUCUAUGAUAGAGGCUGUAGCCAGGGUGACUGGGAUCUUCAAGUUACUUAUUUGUUCAAGUAAAACCUAUUGCGAUGUUGACUCACUAACCCGAAUAAAGAGAUGCAAUUCACCUUGGUUGAACCAAUGUCGUUCAAGAACUUGUUAUGACUGACCUUGAUUUCUCAACAGAAUCGAUGGAGUAGAAAUGAAUACCACCAGUAAUUUGUCAGAACCUAUUGAAAUAAGUAAUGGCACAGUGUUAUUGGAUCAUCAAAGACGUUUUUCUUUUGAGGCUGAGGAGAACAGCGUCGUUUUAAUUUCACUUCAGUAUGAUGCAGGUAAGUCCUUACAAGAUAAAGUAUUUUCCUUUUUUCCCGGCCAUUCAUAAGAUCAGUAGGUAUGUAUACUAGUGAGCUAGACUUUUAUCCAGAAAUUAACGAUGCUUUUAGUUCCUCAAAUUGCCCCAAAUAAAUGGUUUUACGCGAUUAAAUUUUAAAGAAACCAUCAUGUUGGGCCAUAUUUUGGAGGGUUUUCGUUAUGUCUAUUUGUUUGUUUUGUUUGGUUUUGGUUAUUUGCUCUUUUACUCGUGAGAGAAAGAAAACCCUAGAUCCAAACCCGAGAAAAAUCCUUCCAGUCAAUACAAAAACUUUAUCAUAUAACCCUUUAACUCCCAAGAUCUCAUAAGCAAUUCUCCUUACUGUCUGCCAAACGAUUCUCGUUAUGUUAGUUUGGAGAAUUUGGUAUCGGAUCAAUUAGUAAUCCCAUAGUUGAUAUUUUUCUCUAUUCUCAUCACUCAUCUGCAUGAUAUUGUAUAGAUAUAGUACGGAGAAGUUUUGUCUUGGUCACUCACGGGAGUUAAAUUGCUUAAGGGUUUGACCUUUAUGAGAUAUACAACUGAGAAGAAAAGUCAGCAAAUCAAUCAGUAUGACUCGGGUGAACUAGCCCGAGACGUUAACGAAACGAAUUGAGAAGGUGACGAAAUGGUCGACCGCGAAACGACACCUAAGCGAAAUGGUCGGUUAUUGCUCGACGGUAUGUGACACCGGUCUCGAAAGUCGAAGGUCCCAGAAGAAAGCUCUCGUUACCGUGGUAUUCUAGCCUUGCUUAAUUUUGUGGCAUCUAAAGUCUAACCUUUUCCUUCUCUCAGGUGUGACAGUAACCAUCGACGUCCGUCAUAGUCGAGUUAUGAAGAGACAAUAUUUGAAUAUUCUCUAUUCGCCAACUGCUGCUUACAAAGGUCACACUGAAGGACUGUGUGGCUUCAUGGAUAACAAUGCCACUAACGAUUUCAUGGGAACCGACGGAAAUCUUUGCGAUGACGCCAUUCAAUUUGCCGAAUCAUGUAAGCAAAGCUUAUCACAUAGUUUGAUCUAGAUGUUACCCCAAUAUUUUUAAUUAAAACAUUUAUUGGUCAUGAAAAUAUCCUUAAAAUACAACAAAAUAUUGCGGUAAAUACACAUUAGUAACCUCGUCUUUUAGGUCUGUGCAGUAGGUCACAGACUGGAGGGGAAAAAUAAGUAUCUUUAACUUACAGUACGCACUGAAUAAACACGUUGUUAGCAGGCUAGAGAAGAGUUGCUUGUCAAGAGGAACAGCUGCAGACAACUAAAAGCAAAACAAGUCAUUUUGAAAUUGUUUCUUAAGUCGUUGGAAAAUUCUUAAAUUUAAACCCAAUUUUCCAAUCAAAGUUAAGACAAGUUGUCGACAAAGAAAGGGAGAUUUGAACAACAGAAUCAAUAGCAGUGUGCAGACAUUGAAAUAAACAAUCUAGGCGGGCCUAGUAACUGAGCGAAGUUGUAGAAUGAUGCAGAUGGACACCAAAACUUUCAAGAGAUUUAAAGAUAAGUCAGACAAGGAUUUUUUAAGUAACAGUAGCUGCGUUAUACGAUGUAACCGUUCUCCGGUUUUUUUAAAUACGAUAAAUGGGGUAGUCUUUGACUGGAAAAAUGGAGACAAUAAGCUGAAAAACACUUUGUUUCCAGCAUGAUAAGCAAUGUACAUAUUGUCGAACUGUAUCAACCUAUAUACCGAUGAAACUGUUUCUUUCAUUUAAAAGGGAGGAUCACAGAUUGUCACGAUGGCUCAGGCACGAAGGACUCUUGGUCAUGGAACUCAUCAAAUUUUUAUCACGAUGACAUAAUGGACAUAACGUACACAGAUCCCACAUACAUACCUAUGUAUUCACUGGACGGAAUUUCUCAGUCUCUACUACAGGUUAAUAAACUCAUGUCCAUAAAUCAAAGCCUUUGAUCUAUUAUGUGAUUGGUCAUUUAACAACAUCAUUUGAGCAAUAAUAGUACUAUGUUGCUGCAUUGCUUUUAUUUGGACAGUGUUAUUGGUCUAUGCCUUAUUCAGGUGUGAUUGGACAGAACGCUUCAGUUCUUCAUUUUCACUCGUUUGAUCACAGACCAAAUUGGAUUCUACGCGGUUCUUCUGCCAUUACUGAAAAAGGGGAAAAUCGACUGCAACAAAAUUAUGAAAAUUAAACCCACUUUUUUAACCAUCGCUGUUGUGAAGAAAGCACAUAAAAAAAAACAAAACAAAAAACCAAAAAUCAAAAACAAAACUAUCACAUCUGGCCACGAUUUAAAAAUAAUAUAAUGAGUCUCUUUAGCUAAGUGCCCUUUUUCUUGCCCUAAUUUGAACUAAGCCUCCAGGCGCUUGUAUUAACACCAAGGGUGAUUGUGAUAAACUUGUUAAUUUGAGAUAGGGUUUGUUUUCACUCAUGUACGUUAACAAACAAUUUAACUUCAACUUAGAUUGCAACAAGCAUGUGCAAAUCCUUGAACAUUUCUGGUGAUUAUUUACAAAGCUGCAUAUUCGAUGUCGCCACAACCAAUGACACGACAUUUACUGAUCAGGAAACUUUUAAACGAGGUAAGCUUUCUUAACGAGUGUUUGUAAGGAUUAUUUCAUUAGUUUAAGAACCAAGUUCGUUUUUCUGUUAAAAAUAAAGGACAUUUGGUGUUUCAAUUUAUAUUAAAAUGUUACCCCUUAUCAUUCAAAAUGCAAAUAUUAGAUAAAAAUUGCCUCUAGGAUAUUAUCAUUGAUAAAAAGUUGCAUUAAACAUAACAAUCUGAAAGUUUAAGAGUGCGCAAUAGGAAAUGUUCAACGUAACAGUAUUAAAGGGCUGGGGCUUUAACUUACUGGCUUCACCAUGUUCACGAGAUCUCAUUCUUUGUGGUUAAUAUUUCAAAUGUUUUUAUUAAUCCAUCCGCAAAAUUCGAUCUCUCUGUUUAAGACUGUCCAGACCAAUGCUCAGGUAAAGGGAGAUGUAUCAAUGGAACAUGUAAAUGUAUCGAAGGUUGGACAGGGAAGAGUUGUGAUAAAGGUAUUGGUUAUUAUCAGCUUGAAUCUCAUCAUCAGGUGUUAGAUAGAUAAGGAGGACGGAUAGAUAUCUCUGCUAGAAUUCUCUAGUAAAUUUUAUUUCUCUGUAUUCUGUGUUGGACAAACAAUUAUACCCAGCAUAAAGGCUCGCUUAAUUUUGUUUUGUGUGUGUGUGUGUUUUCUACUUCGUUUGUGUAUUGUUAAGUUUUUUUUAAAAUCUAUUUUGGGAGCUUCUCAACAAUUUCAACUUUCACUCUGAAUUGUAACAAAGCACAAUUGGGGUUUUCAGUGUUGCCAUCUGGCAUCUUCACGCAAAAACCGUACCUCCUCGACCCUAACGUUGUCAUCGUAAUUUUCUUUCCCUCAGGCUCUUGUCUAAACUGUUCAACCAUUCAUGGCAAAUGUGUUAAGGGAUUUUGUGUCUGUGACCUGGGCUGGGAAGGACGAAGCUGUGAAAUGGAAGGUUAUGCCGUUCAUCUCCUGACUGAAAUAGUAUAUAUUCAUUGAGUCCCAAUAUUGACAUCAGGGAACUCUUUUAAGCUGCUAAAUGGACGUUUUCAAAGGCUGUAUAAAUGAGUUAAGGUAGCAUUCUAUUGGGCUGUUAGAGCAGGUUAAAUUUUCUCUUUUCCUCAGUAAAAUUUGAUUUAAUUUGAUUUAAUUUUCAAAUAGCAUCGAGUUUGAAACGAUUGAAAAGGAAUGAAGGGCAACAGCAGUCGUUUCGCUUGUUUUUAGAGGUCGAGCGCUGGUUUCAUUUGCCGAAUUUAGUGCCCUCUGUGAUGAUUUUCCAACGACAAGCCGUAAUAUCGCGCCAAAUACUAACGUUUUUAAAUUAUUGUGGUCUACAGCCACUUGCUUUGGAGUUAACAACUGUACUAGCCCUGAACACGGCAGGUGUAAAACGACAGAUUUUUGCCAGUGUAAACCUGGCUACAUAGGUCAGUUCCAUUUAUUGUUUCGUUGCUCUUUGUUGUUGAUGUUAUAAUAAACGCAUGCUAGAUUACUUUAAAAAAAAAAGAGGGAUCAAUGGUAACCAGUUCUAUUGCAAGUUCUCGAAUAGCGGAGAUGAACGAAAGAGAAGGCGUGAAAAACCGGUGGGGGUCAGGGAGGAGUGUUUCAUUUUAGUUGUUUUAAUCGUGAUAACCAAAAAGACUGUAGAUAGAUCAGCGGCAGCUUUCACCAUAGUUGGCUCGUGGUUGGUGGAGAGCGAAGGCGAACAAUUAGUCACAAUGGACGAGCGGAGUGAAUAAUUAAGGCGAAAUUUAUUUUAGAGACUAUAGUAUAGCAAGUUAAAAAGUAGACCGGUUAUGGCUUUUUUUUCUUAUAAUCAGCCAGACCAAGAAAAUAUGAGAUUAAUCAAUUUAUUGAAUCCACGCACUUUUGCUUUUAAUUGUUCCCAGCAGAAAUCUUAAUCUGAAGUUCCGACUUUACACAGCUGCCUUGUGCUUAUAAAAAUAACAUCAGCCCGUUAUAUCGCUCGAAAUAUUAGAGUGGUUUAGCAAGAGGACGGGAACGUCAUUUCAGAACGGCGCGCGCAGCAAAAAUGCCGAGAAAAAACUGGGUCGAGAAAGCCGUCGCGUUGUGUUGAAAAGUGACUUAGCAGUCGUUUCAACGAACCGUCCACGUUACAUUUGUUCUUGAAUAUCCUAACCUUGGCUCUUUAGGAUCAUUAUCAGCUUUAAAUUUUCGGUUUCAUUAGACCAUUUGAAGGACAACGAAAUUAUCCUCUUUGAGAAUGUAACAAGCUCAAACCGAGGAUAGUUUACUACAAGUGAGUUGUUAAUAUGAAUCCACAUGGGUGAUUAAACUUUGAAAUUAUUUCAUUCCAGUUAAGUCUCGAGUCUGCAGAUUCAUCUAUCAAAUUUUGAAGCCCACUAAAUAUUUUUUUUUCUAUGAUUUGUAUCGUUGUCAUUUCGUUUCGUGCUUCUAGAUUUUAGCACUACUCGUUUUUCUUUAUAAUUUUGUAAAGUAUAAUUUGGAAUUAAAAUCGUCGCCGUUUUUCCCUUGUUUAUUGAAUAUUCUUCUCAAUUAUGACAGUACACCUCUUUUAAGCACCACCUUCUUAGAGUUGCAAUGCAUUUUGAACGGAGUUAUCAGGAGUUAUGGCGAAAACAUGUAGAGAUCAAGUGACCCAACGAUGGAGUUGUUUAUAAUGAGUUCCCGUUUAACCAUGAAUGAAUGAAAUGCACUCAAACUAGUCACAAACGAAACGGUUAGACUGAGGAAUCAGACUUCGUUCCGGUCUUAUUUUGUUUUUGUUUAAUUCCAUUUUUUUAACGAAUAAAUUCGUUUAAGACUGAAUCAAAUUAAAAGAUUUAGAGAGCCGUGCCGAAAUCACGUUGAUUGUUAUUUUCUUUCGUAGAUGACUUUCUUGACUAAGUUUUCGCCGGCGUUGAUCAAAACUAAAGACAUAAAAAAGUGCAAACCCGAGCUGUUCUCAAUUUUUUUUUUUAUCUCUGACUUCAAUUCGCAGAACACUUUUCAAUCACGGUUAAAACGACAAUGACAACAAAUAACACUGAAUAAUAUAGCAGGUAACCUUAGUGUUGUUUCAUUUUGAUAAACUUCAACAUGAAGCAAGUUUAAUUUAUUGAUGAAUUAGUUCACGAUAAAAUUAACAGCACCCGUUCUAAGAGUUUUCAUACAUGGUUUAAGAAAUGUAUCAAAGAAAAGCCCUUACGUUGCUUAAAGCCACGCUCAAUUACAAAAAGGUAACUGAGCCCUAAAAUCUUAGAUAGCUUGCUGACGAUCGUGUUUCCUUUCGGGAAUCCAGAAUAAAUGUAGCGGUAAAUUUUCCCAAAUUCACCGAAUAAAACAAAGAAAGGAACCUGGUUAUCCUGGAAAUGAGUUCUGAAAUCAUUCCAAACAGCAUUAUCUCGUUUAUAAGUGCACAAUUAACGAAAAUCCUAGGCGUUUUGAUCACGACGGGAAAACCAGCGAAAUGACGUCCUGAACUUGAUGGAGAGAACGACAACGCUAACACCGGAAGUCGAAAUAGAAUCAUGUCCAGAUUAUCCGCGCGCUUUCCCGUUUUGAAAUGACGUUCCCGUCCUCUUGCUAAACAACUCUAUUACUUGUUCUUAAAACAAGUACAUUUCUCGUAUUUCCAGGUGCUAACUGCAGUAUUGUUCCUACUUGUUACGAUGUAUUAAACUGUUCUGGCAAUGGAAUCUGUGUGGAUUUCGAUGUAUGCAAAUGUAAUACGGGAUGGACUGGAAGCAGUUGUGCUCAAUACUCUUGCGAACGAUUGGAUUAUUGUUCUGGUGAGUUAUCUUGGGAUAUCGUAUUCAUAGUCUACGAAAAGAUGUCAUUUCCGACUUUCCUUCCAUCCCACAUUGCUUCUUUUUAAUUUGUUUGUCCUUUAAAACGUUCUCCUGGUCCGACGUUAGUAUUAAUGUUUUCUUGUCCUUUCUCUCCCGCUUGCUGUUGAUAAGAACAUGGUAGCUGCGUGGCAUUUGACAAAUGCGCCUGUGAUUAUGGCUGGACUGGAGUAAGCUGCGCCCUUCCUGACUGUGAAGCUGUCAAUCAAUGUUCCAGAAAAGGAGGGUGCAUUUCCAGCGACAAGUGUCGCUGCUUUCCGGGAUUUAUUGGAGCAGAUUGUGGUCAGAUGGCGGACUGUAGUCACCUUGCAAACUGCAGUGGCCAAGGUGUUUGCGUUUCUACCGAGAUGCUGAAUGUGUCGUGCAGUUGCUACCUUGGUUUUACAGGCGAUAACUGCAGUCAGCCCACUUGUACAACCGUGAAUAAUUGUUCUGCUCAUGGUGCGUGCGUAGAAGCCGAGUUCUGCAAAUGUGACUUUGGAUACAUUGGAACUGACUGCAGUAACUUUUCUUGUGAGGCUGUCAACUAUUGCUCCGGUAAGUGCGUCGUUUUAAAAUUUUUGCUAUGGACACAUCAUACUAGCGAGGAGAACAUCCUUUUUGUUAGCAAAAAUGACAUAUCAUUUGCCUUCCACGUUCCGAGAAAAAUGGUUACAGAGAGUUUCAAUGUCUUUGAGUGGUCGAAAUUGUUGGGCACUUUCAUAUAGAGGUGCUUUCCUCGCAGCGACCCGAACACACAAUUCUGUCUUUAUGAUAAUGAACUUGACGUUCUCUCCGACAACCUUCAAUACUAACAACUUUCCUGCUUAUUAUGUAGCUGUAGCUUCUAAAACAAAUCAAUACUGUAAGACAAGGCUGACAAACGAUGUUCAUUUUUUUCCCUGUAGGAAAUGGAAAAUGUGUCGGCUACGACCUCUGCCUUUGCAGUUCCUCCUGGUCGGGUCGCGCAUGCAGUAUUCCUGAUUGCAGUGCUGUAAAAAAUUGUUCUGGCCAAGGAGAUUGUAUACUACCCAACGUUUGUUCUUGUUAUCCAGCUUUUGAUGGCGAAUACUGUGACCAGAAGGCAAAACCAAACAUCAAUCCUCCAAGAUUUAACCAAACAUUUUAUAACGCGGCCAUUAUGGAAAAUUCUCCUGUAGGAACAGUGAUUUUACAAGUAAAAGCCAACGAUACAGAUUCAGGAAGAAACGGUCAGAUAUUUUAUGCCAUACUUGGUGAUGAUAACGUAGAAAGUAUUCUUACCGUUGGUGGACAAUCUGGAAAAGUUUACAACGCAAAGACGCUGGAUUUUGAGACAAUCGAGAUGAAAUCAUUCAAUGUGACCAUGGUUGCUGCAGAUAAUGGAUAUCCACAGAAAUCUGGAAUGGCUACCGUACAGAUAACAAUAGUGGAUGAAAAUGACAAUUGUCCAACCUUCAUCGAGCCACCUGGAGAUCUAAAACUAGAAUUCCUUGCACUCAUUCCCGGAGAAACCGUAACCAAAGUUUCUGCAAUUGACUUGGAUAGUGGAGUAAACAGCGACAUAACUUAUAGCCUAUCCAAAAAUGACGCGUUCUCUAUUGAUAACAAAACUGGUGUGGUUACUGUGGUGUCCGACUUGACAGAGAAAGUUCAUCGUCUCACUGUUAGUGCAAGUGACAACGGUGACGUUUCUUGCAUAACAGACAUCAGUUUAACAGUUGAAAUCGGCGUCUUUCCAACAACAAAGCCCCGCACUACACCUACCACUCCCUUCACGAACAAGAAAUAUGAAACCUCUACCACGUCUACUUUUCCUGAGACUACGGCGUUCACAGGUAAGUUUGUUUCCAUUUGUAAAUGGCGAGAACAUCAACAAAGCGCAUUUAUUGGAUAAAUAGUUAAAUUACAACCUAAAGCGAGAGAAAUUAGUGAACAAAAUACUUACAAGGGAGAUGAACGAAUAUGGAGCGGAGAUGAACAAGAUGAACAUAGGACAAGGUUCACCCAAUUCAAAAUGAAAACCUUGAAAUAUUUACGUUAAAUUUGUUUAAGAUGCACAAACCAUGAUUUGACCUCUUUAACAAGUAAAAUUAACUAUGUCACAUUUAUCACUGAAAUUAGAGAUGGGGUCAACUCGCUUGCCGAUUUGAUUCUGCAAUUGAAUCAGUGCUGGAGAAACUGCUUUGAAAUGUCAUGGAGAGAUUGUAAAGAAUUAACGUAAACGUUAUGUACAUUUAAAGUGCAAAAAAGUUACUAAUUGUUAUAACAAAUUCAGAAAGUGUUCAACUAUUUUAACAACAUUUCUAUACCGUGGUAUGGAAACCCGCAUGUUGCAUGCUUGACGUAAACAUCCGAAUCCUUCAUCAAACGGAUAAGUAAAAAUAGAAAUUAGCGGGAAUUCGUUCAUUUCUUUUUCGUUCGAGUUCAAGUUUGAAAUAUUUUUUUUCAUUCUCUCUUUUUUAACAAAGGAGCGACUACUUCGCACGUACCAACGGAGACAGGCGCGGUUCCUCAGGAAGGUCCAAAUUAUGCAAUAAUUGGUGGGUCCGCAGCUGGAGGAGUACUGCUCCUUUUGAUUGCAGUACUGGUAAUCAGAAAAUGUCUUUGCAAAGCCAAGAUAUCUUCAGCAAGACACACUACGGGGAGAAUGAAUGCUGGAAUGGAUUUUGACAUGUCUAGGCUGACGUGAGAACAUGUUUUAUCUAAUAACAGAUUUCAAAAUGAAAGUUUGCCUUAGAGAGAAAAAACCUGAGAUAACUUCGCGGGUUAUGUGUGGUCGCAGUCCUUAACUCGUAUACUCAGUAGUACAGAGAAGUUUUUUUACAAGCUCGCUUACGGAGUUGAUGGUAUUAGUAUCAAUAUCAGUCAGUAACAAACAGAACAAAACCAUUGCAAUGUCAGUGUCAUUAAGAGAUUACAACUCUCACUUAAACCCAGUAUAUCGCUGUUUGUAAAGAUUAUCAGUAGUAUUGGAAGUAUCAGUGGUAAUAGCGGUAACAGAAGACGUGUUUGUAGCAAUGGAAGAAGCAGUAUGCUGUAGGAGUGGUGUUAACAAGGCAGUAGCAGUAACAGUAGCAGAAGGUCAUCAACUAACCUAACUAUACCUCUAUAUCGCAGUUACAAAUGAUAACUGGCUACAUAUAUCUAGUUUCCCGUAUAUAUAUACGUAAAAAAGGAUAGAAAACGGCGUAUUAGUGAGU